Leptosia nina is the source of this 807-nucleotide messenger RNA. NCBI's taxonomy places the organism in Eukaryota, Metazoa, Arthropoda, Insecta, Lepidoptera, Pieridae. The record is from the annotation of a GenBank genome assembly.
AUGUCUCAACCUCCCUUUACGCUGCCCUGCGCUCCUUGGGGAUUGCACUAUCAGAACAGGGAAGGCCCAAGCCGUUAUGAGGGAACAAUACCAACACAGACUCACGCGCAAACUCAAUACCAACAGACGCACAUAGAAACGCAAUCCAAAGGAGAAACAGAAGAAAAUCGAGAAUUCAGUGACUACCGGGGCCAUUACCACUUACACAGGUGUAGCAAUUAUGGCAAGUGUGGUGAUGAAGAGAAGCUUCGUGAGGAGACGGUCACCAGCUCUGUGGAUCCGUGGGGGGACAGGCUAGUAAGCAGUUCUCUCUGCCACGCAUCAGCUUCUAGCAGGAAGGAUAAUUCUUCGCCGCAAGUCACCACUACACAUACAGGUGGGAGACGAGGUGCUCUACAGCUUUGGCAGUUCCUGGUCUCCCUACUGGCUGAAGGAGCUCGAUGCGUGGCUUGGACGGGACGAGGUUUAGAGUUUAAACUACAUGAACCUGAGGAGGUGGCACGCCGCUGGGGCGCGCAGAAGAAUCGGCCAGCGAUGAACUACGACAAAUUGUCUCGCUCACUUCGAUACUACUACGAGAAGGGAAUAAUGCAGAAAGUAGCUGGUGAGCGCUACGUCUACAAAUUCGUCUGCGACCCAGAAGCACUCUUCAACAUGGCGCGCUCCCCUCCAAGCUAUGACGUCAUCUCCCAUCUGUAUUAUCCCCCCUAUUUACCCCCCACAGCUACUCCUCCCACGACAGAUUAUCCCAGUACGAGUAUUACUAGACGAUUUUAUGAUGGCACUACGCAGUUUGAUAAUACGUAA